Molecule: messenger RNA, 819 nt
Organism: Parnassius mnemosyne (clouded apollo)
Lineage: Eukaryota; Metazoa; Arthropoda; Insecta; Lepidoptera; Papilionidae
Source: the annotation of a GenBank genome assembly
AUGUCAACCAAGGCCAUCCACCUUGAGCUGGUUGGUGACUUGACAUCCGAAGCUUUCAUCGGUGCGUUUAGAAGAUUCGUAGCCAGGAGAGGCAAAUGUGCUCAUAUGUGGAGCGACCAAGGUCGUAAUUUCAUCGGUGCUGAUAGAGAGCUACAAGCAGCUUGGCGAGAAGCUGAUUUGGACUUUGAAGGGAACAUAGCUGAGACCUUGGCAUUAGACGGCACACAGUGGCACUUUAUCCCGCCUUACAGCCCAAAUUUCGGAGGGCUGUGGGAGUCUGGCGUCAGAUCAGUUAAGUACCAUUUGAAGCGAGUCCUAUCUAUAAACCUUACCUUCGAGGAAAUGACCACCGUUUUAUGCCAAAUUGAGGCUUGCCUGAAUUCCCGACCGUUGAAUCCAAUAGACACAGAUGAUCCUGACGUUGUAGAGACAUUAACACCUGGACAUUUUUUAAUUGGUCAAGCCCCUAUUAUAGUCCCUUCUGUAGACCUGAAAGAUACCCCGAUUUCAAGCUUAACACGAUGGCAACACCUACAAAAACUGCUGGGAGAUUUCUGGAGACGUUGGCAGACGGAAUAUCUGACGAGACUACAACAACGCCCGAAGUGGCAGAGACAGCAGCGCGAAUUUGAACAGGGAGAUAUAGUUUUAGUUAAGAUUGAAGGUCUGCCGCCUGGUAAAUGGUGUCUGGGACGUAUUGUGGGUAAACAUUCGGGAAGUGACGGUUACACCAGAGUGUAUAGUGUUAAGAGUGGUAGUAACAUUGUAAAGCGUUGUGUUACAAAAUUAUGUGCUUUGCCAAUAGACACUAAAUCUUAA